AUGGACAACGCAGUGGACGGAGUCAUCUUGUUUUCUUUCGGAUCGGUCGUGAAUACCACCUACAUGCCGCACGGAAUGAAGGUGAAAUUCGCUGACGCAUUUCGUCGUUUUCCUAACUACACUGUCAUCUGGAAGAUGGACGACCAGCUUCCUGAAGAGAUGAGAAGCGUGUCGAAUAUCAAAGUGUUCCGCUGGUUACCUCAGCGUGCGAUCCUGCGUCAUCCCAAGUUGAAACUUUGCAUAAUGCACGGUGGUUACAACAGUUUACUGGAAACCGUGCUCAGCGGAGUACCGAUGCUGCUCAUUCCACUGUUCGGUGACCAGCAUACGAAUUCGCAACGAGCGGCCCGUCUGGGCUUGGCGCUGGUCCUCGACAAGAUGUCACUCACCGCCCAAUCGAUUGCCGACAGCAUUAGUGAGGUUCUGCACGAUUACAGGUGA
Molecule: messenger RNA, 441 nt
Organism: Soboliphyme baturini
Lineage: Eukaryota; Metazoa; Nematoda; Enoplea; Dioctophymatida; Soboliphymatidae
Source: the annotation of a GenBank genome assembly